This is a messenger RNA of Cydia amplana, 1925 nucleotides long. It is a transcript of the gene Pgm2a, whose product is annotated as phosphopentomutase. Gene Ontology annotation, cellular component: nucleus. The transcript is spliced from 13 exons. Lineage: Eukaryota; Metazoa; Arthropoda; Insecta; Lepidoptera; Tortricidae. Gene Ontology annotation, molecular function: phosphopentomutase activity; magnesium ion binding. Gene Ontology annotation, biological process: purine ribonucleoside salvage; carbohydrate metabolic process. The coding region runs from base 33 to 1859 and encodes 608 amino acids. The record is from RefSeq and is a predicted model, not a curated record.
UUUCACACAAAAAUAUAUAAAUCCGGCACAAAAUGCAAGUUUGUAACAGUGGAGACCUAAAAUUAGAUGCUGCAGUGGAAGGAUGGCUAAAAAUAGAUAAGAAUCCAGAUACAAGGAGGGAGGUCCUCGACGACAUAGCAAACUCGCGAUGGGACAAGCUGCGCGAGAGCAUGCUGAAGCGGCAGAAGUUCGGCACGGCGGGGCUCCGCGGCCGCAUGGGCGCCGGCUACACCGGCAUGAACGACGUGGUCGUGCUGCAGACUGCGCAGGGCCUAUGCUCUUAUAUCCAGAAGGAAUGCCGCCAGAGUCAGCUGCACAAAGGCAUCGUCAUCGGAUACGACGGCCGAUACAAUAGUGAAAGGUUCGCCGAAUUGACCGCCCGCGUGUUCGUGUCCGCGUCAAUCCCCGUGCACCUGUUCUCGGCCGUGUGCCCCACGCCGCUGGUGUCGUUCGCCACCAUCCUGCUCGACGCGGCCGGCGGCGUCAUGGUCACCGCCUCGCACAACCCCAAGGAGGACAACGGGUACAAGGUUUACUGGGGCAAUGGAUCACAAAUUACAGCUCCCCAUGACCAACACAUAUUGGAUGAAAUAUUACAGUAUUUGGAUAUACCGGACUCUCACUGGGUGACAGAGGGCGUGCGUAGCCACGAGCUCGUGUCGGACUGUCUGUCGGAGGUGACGUCGCGCUACAUGCAGUACAUCGCGGACAGCGUGGGCCCGGAGCAGCGCGCCACCAACGCGCGCGCCGCGGUGGACACCGUGUAUAGCGCCAUGCACGGCGUUGGAUACGAUUAUGUGGUGAAGGCUUUCGAGUCGGCCAGUCUGAAGCCGCCCAUCAGCGUGCCGGAGCAGCAGGACCCCAACCCCGAGUUCCCGACCGUGGUGUUCCCCAACCCCGAGGAGCCCGAGUGUCUGGAGCUCGGCAAGCGGCUCGCGGCGCAGGAACGGGCCAGGCUGGUCCUGGUCAACGACCCCGACGCCGACAGGCUGGCUGUGGCCGAGUUUGACCGGAGUUUAAAGAAAUGGAAGGUGUUCUCCGGCAACGAGAUGGGUGCUCUGGUCGGCUGGUGGCUGCUGAAGCACGCGACGGGCGACGGCGACGACCGCUACGUCAUCACCAGCAUCGUCAGCUCCAAGAUGCUGCGCGCCAUCGUCCGGGGCCGCGGCCACUUCGUCGAGACGCUCACGGGGUUCAAGUGGAUGGGCAACACAGCGUUGCUGUUAAUGCAGCAGGGCAAGCACCCGCUGUUCGCGUUCGAGGAGGCCAUCGGCUACAUGUGCUCCCCGCGCGUGCCGGACAAGGACGGAGUCUCCGCCGCCGUGCACGUGGCUUCCCUCGCAUCGCACCUGUACUCGUCGGGCUCGUCUCUAGGUGAGCAGCUGCAGGCGCUGUACCGCGAGUACGGCUACCACGUGUGCCUCAACGGGUACUUCAUCUGCCACGACCAGGCCGCCAUACACGACAUAUUCGCCAGGAUCAGGAACUACCAUGGACCGGCCAAGUACCCGCAAAAAGUGGGAUCAUGUGAGAUCGUGUCCGUCAACGACUUCGCUGCCGGCGUCAAAGUUCCCGAAGAGAGCACAGACAACCGGCAUCUAAAUGUGCUGGGCACGGGUCUGGACCAGGACUACACGAGCGGCGAGAUGGUGAUCCUGCAGUGCAGCAACGGGCUCGGGGUGAUCGUGCGCACCAGCGGCACCGAGCCCAAGCUCAAGUACUACACCGAGCUGGUCUGCAAGGCCGACACGCUGCAGGAACAAGAACAGAUGAACGCCAAACUGAAGGUGAUGGUGAAGGAGUUCAUGGAAGAACUCGUGCAGCCGCACCAACACGGGCUGAUUGGAGAGAUCGCUUAAAACUAACAGAACGAGGCACGCCCUUGUAUUAUAUAUCAAUUUUCUUGUGAUACGAUUGACCAAAAA